AUGUCUAACAUUUAUUUCAUUAUCGUCAAAGGUUGUGGUUGUGGAUCGGCGAAUUGUGUGGGCAACAUUCUUCUGCUGAGACCUGCGGCUGUUGCUGAGGAAGAGGAAGGGCUAGUUGCUUUGAUCUUGACCUCAAUACACUUGAGAAGGAAGAAAGCAGCUAUCAGAGGCGGGCUUUUUCGUAAUCUUUGUUUGCUUCAUUUAGCGGGAUUCCACGUUAUGUUUGAGUAUCGUCCACAACAGUUCAACAGAACUGUACUGUUGUUUGGAUGGUCUGCUGACUGCAGGAAAGGUUGUAUAAAGCAGGGUGGAACGAAUCGAAUGGUUGCGAUCGCUUUGAUUGAUAACAGCGCACUUGUCGCCGAUGCAAUUAUCGUUACCACUGCAAUGUAA
This is a messenger RNA of Acanthocheilonema viteae, 393 nucleotides long. Lineage: Eukaryota; Metazoa; Nematoda; Chromadorea; Rhabditida; Onchocercidae. The record is from the annotation of a GenBank genome assembly.